Messenger RNA from Sorex araneus (European shrew), 577 nucleotides. Its product is annotated as 60S ribosomal protein L39-like. The coding region runs from base 254 to 409 and encodes 51 amino acids. NCBI's taxonomy places the organism in Eukaryota, Metazoa, Chordata, Mammalia, Eulipotyphla, Soricidae. Gene Ontology annotation, cellular component: ribosome; cytosolic large ribosomal subunit. Gene Ontology annotation, biological process: translation. Gene Ontology annotation, molecular function: structural constituent of ribosome. The record is from RefSeq and is a predicted model, not a curated record. The transcript has a single exon.
CGAUAUUCAGCAUUAUGAAACGUUUUUAUAUUCACAACUCUCUAAGAUGAAAACUGGUAUCUUCACUCUUAUAGGCAUUUCCUAUAUGAAUUUGGGUGAGGUUGAGCUUUUUAAGUCCCAAUGGUAUUUGUUCAUUGGAUUUUACAAUAUGAAAUCUCCAAUGACCUUGGUAGUCUUGGUUUUAGCAGCAUGAAGAAAAGGUAGUCCCUCUUUUUCCUCUGCCAUCGUCGCGGUGCGAACAUGACUCUUCACCAUGUCUUCCCACAAGACUUUCAGAAUCAAGCAGUUCCUGGCCAAGAAACAGAAGCAGAAUCGACCUAUUCCUCAAUGGAUUCGGAUGAAAACUGGUAACAAGAUCAGGUACAAUUCCAAGAGGAGGCACUGGAGAAGGACCAAGCUGGGUCUGUAAGGAAAGUCCCAGGCGACGCAUGCGCAUUUGCUGUGAUAGGCUGCGAGGAUCUUGAAUACACAGCAGGUGAAAAGGCACCGCAAAUCUGAAGUCAUGUUUCUUUGAUUAGGGAAUCUGUUCCUCUUCUCUAGCUUCUGUACCUUGUUGCUAACUCAGUAAUAAAUUCUG